CUAGGCAAACGCUGUAAGGCAGGGGAAUUGCUUGACGCUCUAGAUAACAGUUCAUACUUUCUGCCUGCUCGUAGUUACCUGUCUCUUCCAAGAUUGUAAUAUUAUUUUCCUGUUAUCGCUUAGGGUACGCUGCCGAGGAAUAAAAGAUUCCGGAUACAAAUAGCGCAACCACAGACGUCCGUUUUGUUCUCUAAAGUUUUUUCCCCCUUUUAAAGGUUUCUGUGCUGCAUAACUGCCAGGAGUGUUUAUUCUUAAGUACUCUGUAAAAUCCGUCGCGCGUCUUAGUUUUUGUUUUUUAAUUUUCCGAGGAACAUCGACCAUGGGGAAACACAACGCUAGAAAUUCGCCCAGUUUUGCCUUCGUACUGAUUAUGUUUGGGCUAGCGAUCCAAGAUGCGCUUAGUCAGAGGGUGAAGGUGCAGUCAGAAGUGGUCUCCUAUCCGGGCCAGACCGUCAGCCUGCAGUGUGAAUACCCCAACCAGUCAGGGACGGCACUCACGCAGGUGUCAUGGAUCUGGGAAACAGCUGACGGCAAGAGGGACAACAUAGCUGUCUACCACCCUGAUUUUGGGCCCAGUUAUCCCACUUCGCCUUUGAUGGGAAGGGUCACAUUUGUGAAACCCUCCCUUACGAACCCCUCCAUCACCAUCUCGGAUGUGAAGAUGACGGAUGAGGGCCGCUACAUCUGCGAGUAUGCCACCUACCCCAGUGGCAAUGAGCAGGGCACUACCACCCUCAUCAUGCUCGCCAAGCCAGAGAACAAUGGCUCCGCCAUCACAGCCGUGGCAGGAAACGCUUCGGUUGUUGUUGCGCGCUGUCAGUCGGCCAACGGCAGGCCACCAGCAAAGAUCACCUGGAUAAGUCCCUUCAAUGGCAAUGACACCAUGGUGACCAUUCCGGGCACGAGCAACACUGUGACCGUGAUCAGCGAGUAUAGGCUUGUCCCAACAGCAGCAGAUGAUGGCAAGGAAAUCAGAUGUGUCAUCGAGCACCGGACGCAGAGCAAAAAUGAGGAAAUCGGCAUCAAACUGGCCAUCGAGUAUCUCCCAAAAGUGAGCAUAACAGGCUACGAUGAAAACUGGUACAUGGGCCGGAGUUCUGCCACACUGAUGUGUCAGGCCUUUGGGAACCCUCCACCCUCCAUCUCCUGGAAAACCACCUCAGGGCCAUUGCCAGCAAACGUGCAGGUCCAGGAGGCCUACCUGACCGUGCCAAAGGUGGAUGACACCGUGAACACUACCUUUGUGUGUGAAGCGACAAACCAGCGGGGGACAGCCAGCCACCACCUCACGGUUAUGGUCAGAGACGGCCCAGUGAACUCGUCCAAUGCUGGCGUGGUGGCAGGUGCCGUGAUUGGCAGUCUUCUGGCCGUCCUGGUCGUGGGAGCCCUGGUCGCCGUGCUGGUGACCCGCCAUCGGCAGCAUGGGCAGGGCUACCGUGGCAAUGGCAACCAAGGGACGUACGAGAGCCGCAUCUUUGGGGGCAAGAAGACCAGCAAGAAUGGUACAGGGGGCAACAACAAUGGCCCCAUCUACACUUACCGGGACGGUGACCCCGAGGCCAUGACGGAGAAAUCCAACCACAUCAACAGGACGGAGGGCGUCGUGGUAACCACCCCCACUGCCCAAGACAUCCUGCUAAGUGGUGAGAUGGAUGAGGUGGAGAGGCGGAAGUUCGAUGACCUGGAAGACACUGAGGAGGAGAGGUACGUUCAUUUUGGCGGUGAGGAGUCCAUCCUUCAGAUCCGGCCCCAUGAGGAGGUGGGUGGCUACCUAGACGACGACAUGGAGUCCCAAAGAGAUGGUUCAGUCAUCUCCCGGACUGCCGUCUACGUCUAGGGAACGAGGUGCAGAGGAUGAAGAGAGGAAGAAGGAAGAGGAGGAGGAGGAAGAAGAUGAAAAACACAUGGAAGAAUCCAUCCAACAUUCUUCCGAAGGAAUCUUGACUUGCAGACUCUUCUGUUCUCUUAGAAGAAUAAAUGUUAGUUUUAUUUUUAAUAGUUUUUCACAUUGAGAUAACCAGAUGCACCCCAGAAAUGGAGGGAUGGAUUGACGGACUGUGGACUGGAAAGUGAAUAGUUUGGAUCCAAAAACCAAACAUUCAAGACCAUUUUUCCCCUCAGGCUGCUCAUUUUGCCCUAUAGAUUCUAUUACACGCUGAUAUUCACACCAUCAAAAAGGAAUCUGUGGCUGAUGUAACUGUAAGGCUCUGAAGACACUACAAAACACGUUUCGGGUUGCACAUAUAUGGGUGGAUAUAUGGCUAGUUUCACUAUGAUUUUUGGCCUAUAUGUGCACACAUUCACGCUCUUGUGUAAGGUGUGUUAUUUAUACAGCUGUAAGGUGCAGAUAUUCUCCAUCUUGGUGUACACUUCCAAGUUGGGAAAUACCACAAAGGUUAGGGAGACUGGUAGUAAUAACUUCAACUGGAUAAGGGUGAUUCCAGUCUCGGCUCCAGUCACUUUCUCCCCAGACGACGUAACACGGAAUUUGAUCUGUAAUGAGGCGUGAAAUUCGUUCCGGUUUUCAGGGAUGGACAGAUCGUCUCCGCCGAUAGCCCCCAACAUGCUGGAUCUGUUUAUCGCUGUGAUUUAUUUCGGUCCACUGCGUUCUGCCGAUGUAUGGAGGCGUGUGAGCUCGCGGCCCUCGUGUUCAAGUAUUUAUAGUGGUGCCAGAAAACGCUCUGGUGCAGAAGGGACGCGUAAGGGACGUGUCGGCGUAGGGGGAACGAGUUCUUUACCAUUGUCGAGAUGGCGUUUAUUGUCUCAGUUUUCUUUCAAGUAGAAGGAUUUCGCUUGGAGUUAUAUAUAUAUAUAUAUAUAUAUAUAUAUAUAUAUAUAUAUAUAUAUAUAUAUAUAUAUAGGCGUUACAGUGAUGCUGUGGGGUCAGUGGUACAUCAGUCCUCGUUUGUUCGAAAGGACAAGGGGCACGUGGUUUGUCGUUGUGGGGAUCCCAAUGAGAGAGACGUAUGCUGAAAUUUUGGGUCAUACCAUGUGCAUUAGAGGUCCUGGGGGUGGUUGGGAAGGGAUGAUACCUCAGUAUGAAGGGUGCUUGUGAAGAAUGGGGUGAUAUGUGUGUAGGGGAAUGUCUGCGGGUGGACACGCCUGCGAUAAACAUUUUAUGUGACAGCAUGGACCGGCACGGAUGUAUCCUGGCACUCUCACGCCUGCGUGCACCCAGUGACCCUGCUGCCGUUGCCACCCUAACAUAUCACAGUUGUUUGCACGUCACCGUUCUGUCACAAGAAAUAUAUAUAUAUAUUUUUUUUAUGUUUUAUGUUCGUGUGAAUGAUUUAUUUUUUGAAGAAAUGGUAAUUCUAUUCAUCCGUGAGAGUUAUAUGUAUAUCUUAGUGUAAGGUAUUCAUAUACAGUGUACUUAGAGUAAUUACAGAGUAUGUGUCUCAGAACUACUCGAAGUUUAUUAUCACAUGUAAAUAAGAUUUAAAGAGUCAAUAUUGUAGGUUUGAAGCUGCAGUGAAUGUUCCAGCUGUUGUCCUUUUAAAGACCCCAUCAAAUAAAUAAACAGUAAAUAAACAAGGAGAAAUACUUAGAAUUUAUGGUAAUUGUUUGCCUUGAAAACAGCUGGAGUUGUUCCCAGUAAUUGUGCCGUUCAACCCCCCCCCCCCCCCCCAAAUGAACAGCCCAUUUCGGCUGGCUGGCUCCACGCUCCAUCCUCCUGCUGUUUUGGCUCAGUCCAGCUCUCUGUGUAACUAAACGGUGCGUCGUCAUUCCUCAACCCCCUCCCCCCCCCCCCCCCCCCCGGUCAACCAGUCCUAUCAUCGCAGUAGUUUAUUGUGUGACAUCUCUCCGAGAAGUCAUGUGACUUGCCAAACCCCACCCUCCGUCUCGAUGCACUGACCAAAAAAAAACAUGCAAUUUUUCAGAGCUCUAAAAGAAAUGACAGAGAUGGGGUAUAAUCCUUUCGCUCUGUUGUGUGGAAGGAGAUAGCCGGGGGGGUGACGCAGAGCGAGCACAGUAGGCUUGGCCCCGGCCCCUCCCAUCACCUUCAGCACGGGGCCUUGGCAUCGAUUGCCAGGCUGCGGCUUCAGCGGAGUAAACAAGCCUUAACCCCGCGAUCUUUCCAGACAAGCUGCACGCCCUGUAUAUAUAUAUAUCUAUAAAUAUUGUACAUAAGUAUCAGACGAUAUCACUAAUUUAUGGUGUCGCGAUUCUGAGCAGGCAUGAAGGAUCCUUUCUGUUCUGUCAGUGCUUAUUUUCUCUUAGUUUUUAAGUGUUUUUAUAAUUUAUGACAGUGAUUUAUCAACUGCUGGUCUGCUGUUAUUUUCCAGUUAAAUAUCAAGUUGUGUUCUUACUGGUAUGUAUAUCACUGUGCAACCUUGUUUUUUUGAUUCCUUCGUUUCUUUCUCCGUCGUAGACUUGCGAUUCCUGUUCCUCGUGUUUCUUUGUAUUUUGUUGCAAUUAAAGUCUUUUUGGAAUUUUAAAAA
Molecule: messenger RNA, 4442 nt
Organism: Brienomyrus brachyistius
Lineage: Eukaryota; Metazoa; Chordata; Actinopteri; Osteoglossiformes; Mormyridae
Product: nectin-2-like
Exons: 7
Coding region: 320-1837 (505 amino acids)
Source: RefSeq, a predicted model, not a curated record